This is a messenger RNA of Williopsis jadinii, 2912 nucleotides long. RefSeq names its product Mil1p (gene MIL1). The transcript has 2 exons. The record is from RefSeq and is a predicted model, not a curated record. NCBI's taxonomy places the organism in Eukaryota, Fungi, Ascomycota, Saccharomycetes, Phaffomycetales, Wickerhamomycetaceae. Bases 12 to 2912 code for a protein of 966 amino acids.
CAGCGAGCGUGAUGGGCUCUAUGUAUAACGAUGAAGGGAUGGGUUCCACCGGCUCACAGCAUGAGAACUGCGUGGAGUUCAACCUCGGUGGAGAAUCCCCCCUGCCGUCUGUGUCGAACAGCCCGGUGAGCAGCCCGGUGAACAAGCUGAAGAAUAACGAGAGCACUCUGUCCUUGGAUGGUGACAUUGCGAGAGACCUGUUCAAGAAGGAGAGGAAUACACUGGUGCCUACUGUGCACUUGCCAGUACCCGUGGUGGAUCCCAGUAAGAAGCACAAGGGUAAGAAGGGUAAGGAGAGCGCGCUUCCUAUUCAGGAACAAGCUGAAGAUGAAGAUGGGUGGCAGGAUAUGGGGACUGCGAACGAUGACGUUGUGUUUGGAGAGAAGGGUGAAGUUGUUGUGGAUACACAGGAUAAUGAAGAAGUACACGCCUCUGCUGAGGCGUACGGGUACACGAGAAUCGCUGCUGAAGAAGAGGCAAAGAUGUACCACGAAUCCGACAAGAAGACCAACUUCUUGUUCAAGGCAUCUUCGCCGAAGAGGUCCGCAGCUGUUGUGCAAGACAGGAAUGCUGAAAAGGAUACAAUCAAUGGUGACGAUGACGACGACGAUGACGACGAUGUUUCCAGUAUAGAUGAACUAUACGACGUGCAUAGAGAAGAUCACACUGCAAUUGAUCAGCUGAAAACUACAAAGAAGCUACUUACAGAUGCUGAAAAGCUGGCGUACUUGGGCCUGGUGAAACUGGUGAUGAACGAAAUGGCUACACAGCUAGCGACUUGGGGUGCGCUCAAGUACUGCCAUUCUGCUAGAUCGAAAUUCGCCAAACGUAUGAUCACCGCACAGACCAUGAUGGGUACGUGGUCCAAAACGAUGCUGGAAAGAUUAUAUGCGCAUUUGGAUGUUUCAGAGGAAGAGGCCAAGAUGCUCGACAACUUGGUGCGCCAUGGCAUUGAGCCACUUGAUCUAUCAAGAUCGUUGAAAGGCACCUCAUGGAUAGAUAAUCCAUCAUAUGUUAAGUCGUCUAAAUCUCAAGAGAACAUAAACGUCACCUGGACGGCUAUCUGUGACCUGUUUCUUGUUCUCGUGGCAGACUCCAUCUACGAUGCAAGAUCUCGUACUCUUCUGAUCAACUUUGCCCGGUAUUUAGACGUUGAACCAACUGAUAUCUACCAGUUUGAGAGAAGAAUCACCGAUGCCUUACAAUUGGAAGAUGCCUCUGACCAAGUCUGGGACGAGAAAGAUAUCCUAAAGGAUAGACGUAGACGUCAGAGAAGGAAAAAGUACAUGUACGUUGGUCUUGCCACUGUUGGUGGUUCGUUGGUUCUUGGGUUAAGUGCCGGGUUGUUGGCACCAGUUAUCGGUGCUGGUUUCGCCGCUGGUUUGGCAACAAUCGGUAUAUCUGGAACUAGUGGGUUCUUAGCCGGUGCAGGUGGUACUGCACUUGUUACUAUCGGUGGUACAGCUAUCGGUGCAAGAGUUGGUUCCUCUGGUAUGCUAAAGAGAGUUGCUGAUGUUAAAACUUUCGAGUUUGUUCCCCUACACAACAACAAGAGAACCAAUUUGAUCAUUACAGUCUCUGGAUGGAUGAAUUCGAAGGCUGAUGAUAUCAGACUGCCGUUCUCGACUGUUGAUCCUGUGAUGGGAGAUCUCUUUUCUCUGCUCUGGGACCCAGAGAUUCUUCAGUCCACUGGCCAGACAAUGACGAUUCUUGCAUCUGAAGCUCUCACUCAAUCAAUUCAACAAAUCUUGGGUGUCACUGUGCUUAUGGCCUUGAUGAGUGCGAUUCAAAUCCCCAUGAUGCUUUCUAAACUCAGUUACCUCAUCGAUAAUCCUUGGAACGUUUCGCUUGAUAGAGCGUGGAAGGCUGGUCUGAUUUUAGCCGAUACUCUGGUCUCGAGAAAUUUAGGUGUUCGUCCAGUGACACUGCUCGGGUUCUCCUUAGGCUCAAGAGUGAUCUACUCGUGCCUACUGGAGCUGGCUAAAAGAGGUGCACAUGGUCUUGUUGAAAACGUCCUACUCUUUGGUUCUCCAGUGGUUGGUUCUGACGAGCAAUUGCUGCUAGCCAGAUCAGUUGUCUCUGGUCGUUUUGUCAAUGGGUAUUCCAAGAAGGAUUGGAUCUUGGGUUAUCUCUUCCGAGCCACCAGUGGUGGUCUUGGCCGUGUUAUGGGUCUAUCCCAAAUUGAAAACAUUGACGGUAUCGAAAACUUUGACUGCACAACUUUUGUAUCUGGGCAUAUGGGAUAUCGUACUUCCAUGCCGAAACUUUUGAAAGAGCUCGGAAUCGGUGUCUUGAAGGACGAGUUUGUUGAGAUUGAUGAUCCAGAUCCAGAAACUACUGAACGUCAGAGGAAAUUGGUGUUGGAGUUCGAUGAGAUGAGGAAACAGAUAGAAAAGGAACAAGCCACGGGUGGUCAUAGUAAGAAGAAGGGUAUAUUCUCUAAAUGGUUCAAACCAAAAACAAAGAAGGAAUGGUGGCAAAGCUAUAUUGAUGCCAAAAUUCAAAGUGAUGAUAAGCUUGCUCAGGAUUCUGACGGUGAAAUGGAUGUCGUUGACCAAAUUGCCUAUAUACAGCGACAUACUGAAGGUACUGUCAAUGAAGAGGAGGAUCUGGCUGAACGAGACGAUUUGCAAGAUGAGAUUACUGCAGACUCUCUUUCUGUAACUAAUCCUGCCAAACCUGAGCUGACUACAACUGAAACAGUCCAUUCCAGAGAGAAGACCGAAACGGGAAAGUCUGAGCAGCACACUGCUACUACAAGCUCCAGUGAAGUAAAUCUUCAUGAGACAACCUCGACAGGUUCAUCGAAAGUGCCUGACAACACUGAUAAACCAAGAUCAACUGCAUUAGCCGACCUCGAUGAUGAUGACUUUACGGGAACUUCUGAGAACAUAACCAUGACAUUCGGAUGA